AUGCCAACUGUCCAAGCUAAUCGCAUACCUGCUCAGCAAUAUGAAAAUAAUUCGGAAUUCAGAGAAGAAACACGUGAAGGAAUUUGGCGGAAGAUCAUUCAUGAAAAAUUCAGUCUUCCACUGGAUACUCCACUCGUCCGACGAGGCCAGGCUUUACAUCCAGUACCUAGAAUAGUCACUUGGCUUGGUCCGUCCUCUGAACUUCUUGUGUGUCCUCAUGAAGCCGUUAAACAACCACCUAAUAUAGGUCAAACCUACAUCGUUACAGGUCGGUAUACUUAUAAGCAUUACCUUCAGGACGGAGUAGAUGACAGGAAUUGGGGUUGUGCAUAUCGAUCGCUCCAAACACUAGUAUCUUGGCUUAUGUGGCAAGCUUCCAUUGUACGUUUUGGGGAUAAACCAAAAAGUUUUAUCGGUAGUUGUCAGUGGAUUGGCUCGCUAGAGGUGAGUUAUUGUUUGCAAGAGUUAUACAACAUUCAGUGUCGGCUUUUGCACAUCCCACAAGGACAUCAGAUGAACCAGCUAGCAGCACAUGCUCUUGCACAGCAUUUCACUUCCGGUGGAGGACCAGUUAUGGUUGGUGGUGGCCAAUUAGCUCAUACAAUUAUUGGUGUUCAAUUAUGUGAGUCAACAUUAAACGGUACUGAAUCUUCGUCAUAUCGCUAUUUAAUUCUGGAUCCUCAUUAUACUGGCCCCUUUGGAAAUAUUAAGCUUAUUACCGAAAAAGGUUGGUGUGGGUGGAAACUUCAAAGUUUCUGGAAAUCCAGUGUUCAUUAUAAUCUUUGUCUUUUACCAGCCAGAAAAAGUAGUUGUGUAUGA
Schistosoma mattheei is the source of this 819-nucleotide messenger RNA. NCBI's taxonomy places the organism in Eukaryota, Metazoa, Platyhelminthes, Trematoda, Strigeidida, Schistosomatidae. The record is from the annotation of a GenBank genome assembly.